This is a messenger RNA of Phaeodactylum tricornutum CCAP 1055/1, 849 nucleotides long. Its product is annotated as fucoxanthin chlorophyll a/c protein, deviant. Gene Ontology annotation, cellular component: membrane. The record is from RefSeq and is a predicted model, not a curated record. Gene Ontology annotation, biological process: response to light stimulus; photosynthesis, light harvesting in photosystem I. The transcript is spliced from 2 exons. The coding region runs from base 94 to 693 and encodes 199 amino acids. Lineage: Eukaryota; Bacillariophyta; Bacillariophyceae; Surirellales; Neidiaceae.
AAAUAUCUCGAUGCCCGACGACUCGGACGUAUCCUACCCCGCUCGACCCUCGUAAACUUUUUUUCGGUUGUCACAACGAACCCCAGUAGCACCAUGAAGACUUCUGCCAUUGUCGCCAUUCUUGCCGUCAGCGGCGCCUCCGCCUUUACUCCCAAUACCAAUGCGCCCCAACAAUUGACCAAGGUCGGCGCUACGGCUGAGCUCGACAACAUGCUCGGUGUCGAUAUCGAAACGGGCAAGAAGAUUUUUGACCCGGUCGGUUUGGCGCAAUGGGCUCCGGCGGAUUUCCUCCGCAAGGCCGAACUCUCCAACGGGCGUUCCGCCAUGCUUGCCAACGUUGGUUGGUUCUGGCCCAAGAUUGUGGGAACCUUCGAUUCCCAGGAUGUCACUACCACCGACCCUAUCAAGGCCAUUGCCGAAGCCGAUCUCCAAUGGUGGGCCCAAUUCUUUGUCUUUUGUGGUAUGCUCGAAGCCGUCAAGUACCGUGGUGAACUGGAGGGCAAAUCCUACACCGGUGAAGGACCCGCCGUUAUAGAUUGGGCCAAGCAGUGGGAUAAGCUGAACGCGGACCAGAAGGAAUCCAUGCGCUUGAAGGAACUCAAGAACGGACGCCUCGCAAUGUUGGGAUUCGCUUCCUACGUCGCCAACUACUACAUUCCGGGAUCCGUUCCUGGUCUGCCGGCUGGAUUCUAAGUGACCUUCGUCGCUACCGUUUAACGCUUGCGGUAGAUCGUAACGCGAUUGCUAUCUCUGGCUGCUGCUAAACUAUGAAAUGUUUAGAUUGGUCGAGCGGUACUACAUAGCCUGCGACUACAGACACGUAAUAUUAGGACGUAGACUAUACCGUAC